GUGAGCUGGUACGGGCUGGAGGCUGGACCUAGGUUGAGGACGUCGUUCAACCAAACCGGUCGCUCUCGCCUGCGCCAAACCGAUUGCCCCCGCUACCACCAACCCCGGUCAGCUUCCAGGAGACGCUUGCAGCUGUUAACGCGUUCCACGCCCACAACCCAACCGUGCACUACUGGACGACGAUGAGGACCGGGCAUUGCACACGCAUCGGGUACUGGGGAGUGGGGACCGGAAUGCUGCUCUUCUUAUUUGUGGGCGGUAACUCUGGAGAUCUGUAACCUGCUUUACUCGACUCGAAUGAACGUUCUCCUAGCGAACACGUGAGGAAGGCUGACAAACUAAACUCUAGUCGGCGCGUUCGACGCUCUCUCCUCUUACGGGUUUUCAACUCGAAUAACUUUGCGCAUACAGACCUCACUGGCCAGCGAGUUUUGCGCGUAACAAGAGUUAAUGAAUCUUGAAAGCUUGUGCCGGCGCCGCUCAUGCCGGCACCAGCAGUAGGCGCAAGGAUAAUGAAAGAAUAGUUGAGGCGUGGAUAGCCUGACGCCACUCAGGAGGCUUGACACCCGCGCCAAGUCUUGACGGCCCGCCCGGCGCAGCCGAAGCUUGGCGAGCACCACAUGGCAGAACCAGAAUCGCUUGUGGCUGCUAUCCUGCAGCAUAAACCGGGGCGGCUUAUCAGCCGGCUUCUGAAAAGCGGGGCACCUGAUGUAAUCCUCACCCGACGGGACCAGUCCGGCUUCAGUCCGUGCCACCAUGCGGUUAUGGCCGGCUCGGCGGAGGCUCUGCAGGCUCUGCUGGAUCAUGCUGCGCGCCAUACCCGGCCAGCGCGUGCGGCCGACGGCACGCCCUCCAAAGCACCUGGCUCGCCUUGGGCGCUGGUCACCGCGGCCGGCCCAGGCCCCAGCUGCUCCAGCCCGCUACACCUCGCGGCCGAGCGCAACGAGGCCCUGCUCCGCAUCAUCCUGGACCACAGCAGCCUGUGCACCGGCGGGGCGUCCUUCUUCGGCUUCACCCUCGCCAGCCGGCCGCACCCGGACCUGCUGCAGCUGCGCGACGGGCGCGGCUGGACGCCGCUGGUGUAUGCGGCCCGCGCCCACACGCCCUGCCUGCGCCUCAUGCUGCAGUACCUGGCCGAGGCGGAGGAGGCGGAAAACGGUGGCAGCGGCUGCGGCCGCAACAGCUCCAGCAGCAGCAGCAACAGCAGCGGCGCCUUCGUAGCGGGCCGCAGCGUCAACGUGCCCGACGCCGACGGCCUGACGCCGCUGCACCACGCCGCGCUGCUGGGCAAGUCCGACAAUUGCCGCCUGCUGCUCAAGGCAGGCUGCAACCAAGCGGCCCUGUGCGGCCCGCCGGAGCGCGCGCUGCCGCUGCACUUCGCCGCCGCUGGCAACCACGUGGGCGCGCUGGAGACGCUCUUCCGCUACGCCGUGGCGGCGCAGCCUGGCGGUUUCCGCGUGGCGCAGCAGGUGCUGCUGCGCGCCGACGGCUCCGGCAUGCCGGCGCUGCACACGGCGGUGCUGCAUGGCGCCGUGGACGGCGCGCGGCGGCUGCUGCAGCUGGUGUUCCCGUUCGACACGCGCGGGCCGGCCGGCCGCACCGCGCUACACCUGGCGGCGCUGCGCGGCUCCACCGUCAUGGUGUCCAUGCUGCUGCGGCACAGCACGCCGGCGCAGCGCGAGCUGCGUGACGACGAGGGCUUGACGGCCGCGCACGUUGCGGCGGCAGCGGGUCAGCUGGACUCGCUGCGCACGCUGGUGGCGGAGGGCGCGGUGGCAGUGGACGUGCGCGCCAGCGCGGGCCCAGCCGUGGCGGGCAUGUAUGAGGGUAGCACGCCUCUGCACUGCGCCGUGCGGCGCGGCCUGGUGGCGGCGGUGGAGGUGCUUGUGCGGGAGCUGGGAGCGGACCCGCACGCGCGCGACGCGCGCGGCCGCGCGCCCUACGACCUCGCGGUGGCGCUGGCGGCGGCGUCAGCGUCGCGCCGCGGCUCCGCGCACAUGAGCAACCACCACAGCCGCGGCGGCGGCGGCGGGGCCGGCGGUCGCGGCGGGGGUGCUGACGCCGACCCCGGCAUGCUCGCGCUGGAGGAGGUCCCGUUGGAGCUGGCUGACAGCGAGGACGCCAGCCACAGCAGCAAUAGCGCCGACCACGCCUUGCGCACCCACGGCACGGCCGGCGCCACCCCGCCCGUGUCGGCGGAGACGCAGCGCAAGAGCAUGCUGAUGGGCACUGCCGAUGUUGCGCUGGGCCUCGGGCUGAGCUCGGCUGACGAGAUUGACGGCGGCCGGCUGCCUGAAGAGAAGGCGCUGGCGGUGCUUCAGGCGUUCCUGCGACUGCUGCACGAGCCGCUGCUGCUGCGCGGCGGCGGCGACAGCGCGUCGUCGCUGCAAAACGGAGGCGUUAGCAGUGUCAGGAUGUCUUCCAGCGCGCUGUCCGUCAGCGCCAAGGAGCUGACAUCGCCGCAGCCGUCAUCGGUGGCUGCGCCGCCGCCUGUAGCAGCUGCAGCAGGCGUAUCGGGAGCAUUGGAGACGGUGGGGGCAGUGGCGGCGCCAGCCGUCGCUGCGGGCGGCGGUAUCGAUGUCGGGCAUCGGUCUGCGCAGGCAGAAGCAGAGGCUGCAGCGGAGGCAGCUGCGAUCGCAGUGGCGCUGGCCGGAGAGGGCGUUAUGAUGAUGGCUCCGGUGCCGGUGGAGUGGGGGACCAGGGCCGGCGACAGCCGUAGAGACACCGCUGCGGCGGUCCAGCAGCCCGGCGCUGCGGUGGUGAUGGCAGCUGCGGAGGCGGCCGCAGAGGCAGCCAUGAUGGUCGACGGCAACAAGGGUGGGGGGGCGAGGGCUGCUGCUCCAUCCUCCGACCUGUUGCAGGUGCUGUCGAGCACGACCAUCCCGGCCGCGGCUUCGGCUUCUGGUUCGCGCACCGCGGCCGCCGCGCAGGCUACUUCGCCACGGCCCUUGGCAGCCGAGGCCACGGCGGCUCAGCCGGCAGCAGCACCGGCAGCGGCAGCAGGGGCAGCGGCAUCGCCACCGCCGGCUGCCAAAGGUGCUCGCAAAGUGCCGGCAACAUCGGGCGCCGGCUCACAUGCGCACGUUAACGAGUUUGCUACGAAGGCGCCUUCAAAGGCAGGGUCGGUCGGCGGCGCUGCAAGCCGUGACGUCUCUGUCCACCGCACCAGUGCCGCGAGCGCGGCGUCGGCCGCAUCGCAGGGGCGCAACUCGCACACGGGCGGCGGCGCCGCCCCCGCAAACGGCUCUGCAUCUGUUAGCGGUGCCUCGGACGGUGCGCCAUCCCUUGCCCUGGCCUUCCUUGCCUCGCAGCUGGCGGCGCCACCCCCCGCCCCACCCCCGCCGCCACCCGCGCCGGCAGCGUCCGCCACCCGCGCCUCGCCAUUUGGGCCUGCGAAGGGCAAGGCGGCGCGGCCAUCGCCGUUCCAGCCCAAAGCUUCGCCCUUCAAGCCCAAGGCGUCACCCUUCACGCCUAAGCAGGGCACGCCGCCCGCUCGGCGGACGUCGCGCGAUACCUCCACCCACAGCAAGGAGCCUUCGGGCCACGGCAGCCGGGCGUCGUCGCCGCUGGCGGAUGGCACGUUGGCGGCCGCGGUGGCAGCACCGGCAGUGGCAGGAGGGACUGCAGAGAUGAAGGCAUUAACAGCGGCCGCUGGGAGCGCAGGCGGUGCCAGCCACUUGAUUCACCUGCCCGGCGUUGCUGCAGAGCCUCCUCAACAGCCCCCUCUAGGCCAGGCGGCACCCGGUAUAGCGCCCCCAGCUCCACCUGCCGCCGCCGUCACCGCCGCCGUUGCGCCUGCUACCGUGCCCUCACCCGGUGUGUCAGCAGCACCCAGCGAGGCGGCGGUCCUACCUUCGGGGUCGGGGUCCCUGCCGCCCUCGGCAUCCUGCGCGGGGCCGGCGCACGCCGGGCCUGUCUGCGUCAUCUCGCCCAUCAACAACCCAGUCGGCUACUCGGCCCUCAACCGCGCCAUCCUGACCAAGCGGCACGCGCUGGUAGAUGCGCUGUUGGCGACGCUGCCGUCCACCGGCCUCAGCUUUGGCGGCGCCGCCACGCCCGAGGUGGUGGUGCUGGCGCCACCCGUGCCAUCGCGGCGACCCACGGCGGGCGCGUAUGGCGCGAUGCCGCACUCGGCGCCGUUGGGCGGUGCCAGUGGUGGCGUUCUGCCGGCACUGGCGGGCUCACGGGUCACGACUGGCGGCCUGACCGCUGCCGGCGGCCGUGAACCAGACCUGGUUCACGGGAUGCCGUCGGGCGCGUCGGUGUCCCACAUGCACGGCAGCCACGGCCCCGUGGCGCACGUGUCCUUCCUGCACCAGCGCACGCUGGAUUCGUCCAAAUCACAAUCCACGGCGUCGCUGGCGCCGGCGGCGACUGCCGGCGCGAGCGGCUCCGGCGUGGGUAGCGGCGCUGUAGCCGACGGCGCCGGUACCCAGCAGGGGCGGGUGAGCCACAGCAGCCUCGGCCACGUGCCGAGCGGCGGCGCGGGGUUGCACCGCCACCACACGCCGUCGCCGCUGUCUCUGCCGCCCGGCGCGCACGCGUCGCAGGUCCCAGGCGCGGCACAGCCGCACCUCAACGCCAGCCAGCACGGCGUCCACCACCCGCACCACGCCCACCACACCCACCACACGGUCCUGUACGACAGCUCGCGCUACCCGCUGUCGCCCUCCACCGUAUCUAACGCCGGCUCCGGCGGCGCCUCAGCGGCGCCGCACGGCCACGCCCACGCCCACGGCCACUUGCCAGGCAGCGGCGCGCUGACCAGCCGCCAGACUUCCAGCCCCUUCGCCACCAUAGCCGGCCAGCCCUCCGGCCUGUCUUCCAGCAUCCCGACCGGCAUGCUUACCUCGUACCCCGCCGCUGCGCUGGCGCCGCCGCCGCCGCUGCUGCCGCUGUGCGUGCCCGGCCCGUCCGGCCCGGUGCUCAGCUGCCACCUGCCGCCGCCGUCGUGCCACAGCGCGUUGGUGCCGGGGCUGCUGGAAUGGGACGAGGGACACGACAGCUUCCGUGCGCUUCCCGCCAGCCAAGCGGGGCUGCGCUUGUGGCUGCAUUGGCCCGGCGAGCCCGACCCGGCCACUGGCUGGCUGCUGGCCGAGUUGGAGGUUAUGGAUGCGGGCGCACCGAACGGCCACGUCUGGCUUGGCCUGGGUCCCGCGCCCGAGUCACUGCGCCGCCUGCGCAGUGGUCUCAGCAGCGCCGGCGGCAGCCUGGCAACUGCCGACCCCUCGCUCACCUCCGUCGCGCCCCCCGCCUCUGUCUUGUCGCCUGCGGCCUCCGCCGCCACGGCUUUGGCGCCAACGCUGCUUCGCGCCGGCACCGCCAACGCGUCCGUUUCAAAGGUGCUCCCGCAAGUGCCCCUGCCAGCCAACGCCGCCGCCUCAGCGGCGGCGGCCUGCCCCAGCACCGUCGCGGCCGCCGCCGCCGCGCCGCCGUGCCCCGUCAUGGACAACCCGCUCACGCACGUGGUGUGCGUCCGCGACGGCUUGGCGUUCCGCGGCGGCGUGCAGACGGCGUCCAUGCUUGGCGUGGGCGGUGCGGCGGGCGCGGCGCGCAUGGAGGCGCGCAGCGGUGACACCGUGUCGCUGUUUUGGAACCGCUCCGGCCGCGCGGCUGUGUUCUGCUUGAACGGGCGCUACUGCGGUCGCAUUGCGGGCCUGCCGCCUGCCGAGGAGCUCGUUCCCAUUCUGGGGCUCAAGUGCGGCGGCUUCACCUUCCGCUGGCGCGUGGGCGGCAGCUGCAGCGCGGGCAUUGCGCGCGGCCUGCCGGCUGAUUCCUUGGAGGGGGACACGGCCGGCGGGUCCCCGGUGUCGCCGGGGGCUGCGGCUGCGGCUGCAGGCGGCGCGGCGGCUGCGGACGGGGCGGGGCAGAACAUUACUGACGUGGACUCGAUGUUGGUGCGGGAGCAGAUGAUGCACGAGGACCCGGAGGCGCCGUGGCAGUGCAAGGCUCCGUCCAUGACCAGUCUGCAUUUCGCGGCGUGGAGCGGCAACCGCCGUGUUCUGCCCCAGCUGCUCCGCGCCAAGGGCUUCCACCCCGACGAGCCUGACGCGGACGGCUGGACGGCUCUGCACUUCGCAGCCCUGGCGGGGCAGGUGUCCAUUGUGUCCCAGCUGCUUCUGUUCGGCGCCAAGCCAGACGCCUGCAGCAAGUACGGCUACACGCCGGUGUGGCUGGCUGCCAAGUACGGGCGCAGCUCCGACCACGUGGAGAUCGUGCGGCGGCUGGCGGAGGCGGGCGCGGGGCUGACCGGCCGCGACGGCCGCGGUCGCACACUGCUGAUGCUGGCGGCGGAGGCAGGCAACCUUGGCAUGGUGCAGCUGCUGCUGGACAGAGGCCUGGAUCCCUGUGCGACGGACUGCCUGGACCGGGAGGCGCAGCAGUAUGCCGGCCAGCACGGCGCCAUCUUCCGCCUGCUGCGCGGCGCGGUGGCGGGCCGCCGCGGCGCCUCCGCCGGCGCACGCAAGGCCGCCAAGAAGCGCCUCGCCGCUGCCGCAGCCCAGACUGCCGGCCCCGACGUCGGCACCGCGCCGCUCCUGCCGCUCAUGGCUGUCGCACACCCAGUGUUGCAGGCCGAUGACGAUGCCGACGGCGACCACGCAGACCUCGAGACGGAGGAGGAGGACGAGAGCCACGGCGGCGCCGGCCAUGGCCAUGGCCGCCGCGCUGACCGGCGCCACCUGUCACAGCUGGCGGCGCGAUGGCGCGUGGGUGCGGGCGAGCUCGUUCGCGGGCGACUGAUCGAGCAGGGCGCUUUCGGCCGUGUGUUCGAGGGCACCUGGUGCGGCACGCGCGUCGCCAUCAAGCAGGUCAUUCCCGUGGACCGCCGCAGUGCUGGCGGCGCCAUCGGCGGCGCUGCCGCUGCGGGAGGCGGCGCCGCUGGCGUUGACGACACCGCCGUCGCUCCCGGGCACGCCGCGGCGCUGGCGGGCUUGGGCCAAGAGGUGGCGAUCCUGGCGGCGCUGCCGGCGCACGAGCGCGUGGCGCGGAUGCUAGGCAGCGUGGAGCUGCCGGGCGAGGGGCUGUGCCUGGUAAUGGCCUACUACCCGCACACGCUGCAAGGCGUCAUGCAGAGCGAGCGGCUGCGUCGCAGCUGGCUGACGCCGGCGCGCCGCGCCGCCAUCGCGCGGCAGCUGGCGGAGGGGCUGGCGUUCCUGCACGGCCUGCCGGGGCUGCGCGUCAUCCACCGCGACCUCAAGCCCAACAACGUGCUGCUGGAGGCGCCGCCCUCGCUGGACGUCAAGAUAUGCGACUUCGGCCUGGCACGGCUGCUGGCGGGCGCGGACGUGCAGUCCAGUAGCGCGGCCGGUCACGCCUUCUGGAUGGCGCCCGAGCUGCUGCGCGGACUGCCCUAUGACGAGAAGGUGGAUGUGUACUCCUACGGCGUCAUCCUGUACCAGCUGGCUUUCUGGGUUGAUGACCAGCUGUACGGCGGCCUCAACAAGGCGCAGGUGGACUUCCAGGUCGUGCACGGCCUACUGAGACUGCAGGACCGCAUCACAGCCAGCGUCGCGGCCGCAGCGGCGGGGGCCGCGGCCACCGCUGCGGCGGCGGGGGCGGCGGCCACGGCCGCCGCCGCAGGCGGGGGCCCAGCUACGCCUGGCGGCACAGCUGGCGGUGCGGGCACUGGCGGCGGCGUGGCGACGGGGGCGGCGGCUGGGGUGGCGGGCGGCACACCCGGUGCUUUGAUGGGAGCCGGAACGGGCGCAGCAGGAGGCGCCGGCGCGGCGCCUGGUGGCGCGGCCGUGGUGCCGGUGCCGGUGGUCGGAAUGGACCCGGCGCUGGUGGCGCUGGUGCAGGAGUGCGUGGAUGAGAACCCCAAGGCGCGCCCCACCAUGGACGAGGUGGUGAGGCGGUUGGCGGUGGUGCGUGAGAUGCCGCAGCCACAGGCGGUGGCGAUGGCUGCACGCCGCCAGCAGCAGCAGGCUGCCGCCGGGGGCGGUGGUAACGACACGCCGCAGCCGGCACAGGCUGAGGGUGGCGCGCUAGUUGGUUCGCCAAUGCGGCCUGCAGGGCUGCUCGGCGGGGCUUGAGCUGGAGGCCGAGACGAGCAUGAGAUAUCGGAUGUAUGGAACGGGCAGAAGCGCGGAGAGCAGAAGCAUCCAAGGACAUUCCUGGACCAAUGCCCAUGAGCCAUGGCUGAGUAAUACGCUUUCCAUAUUGUGACCAGCCGUUUGGGAGUGUGAGUCCCGAGGGCUGGGCUUCAUGGGGCGGUAGAAGGGAGGAGAGUGGAGUGUAUGCAAUAGCAGUGGCGCAUGGCCAAAGGCGCAGUUGGUGCGCGCGCUGCCAGGGUGAGACAGUGGUUACGUGCAUGAGCAGGAUGAGUACGGUAGUCUAUCGUGAGCAGGGUGGUGUGUGAGGGUGUGAUCAGGUGCUGGCUUGGACAGGAUUGGGGGGUGGGGCAGCCUGGUGCACAGGUACGUCUCAGUUCCCUGUCCAGGCUGUUCUGAUAUGUUAGACGCAGAUACGGCAGGUGUGAAAACCUGAAUUCCGGUACCGGAUCAGACCGGAGAGACGAGGAGCCCUCACAGCUAGCCUCGUUACGUGGCGACCAAAUCUGUAACACAUCAUCAUC
Messenger RNA from Chlamydomonas reinhardtii, 8575 nucleotides. RefSeq lists its product as uncharacterized. Lineage: Eukaryota; Viridiplantae; Chlorophyta; Chlorophyceae; Chlamydomonadales; Chlamydomonadaceae. The record is from RefSeq and is a predicted model, not a curated record. Bases 765 to 8033 code for a protein of 2422 amino acids. Gene Ontology annotation, molecular function: protein kinase activity; ATP binding; protein binding. The transcript has 12 exons. Gene Ontology annotation, biological process: protein phosphorylation.